AUGGGACGCGAUCAGCUGAUGCAGAACAAUCCACAAGGUGUAGGACAAUUUGUGCAGAUACCAAUCAACAAUGAGGAGCAUAGCUCAACCACAUUGAUGAACCAAACCGCCACAUCGAACCGGACAAGCACCAUCAAAUGGCCUACCAUCAUCAUAUGCGUCAUCUUCGUCAUAACAGGUCAAUCCGUUGCAAGACUCAUCGAGAACUACUAUUACCUCCACUCAAACAACAAACGUCAAGGCACAUGGAUUCUAUCCCUCGUCCAAGUCAUCGGAUUCCCUUUCCUCCGCAUCCCUCUCUACUUCCUCCUUUACACCGAGAAUCUGACUAAACCUCGUCUCUCCUCCCAUCGAAGCUCCCUCAAAUACCUCACCAUACUAUACCCUUGUAUCGGCAUCGACAUGGUUAUGCAAGCAAGACUCGCCGCUAUAAGCAAACACGAAAUACCCUUUAAUGUUUUCACUCUCAUCUACACGUCACAGCUCUUAUUCACACCUAUCUUCUCCUUCCUCAUCAAUAAAAUCAAAUUUAAUCGAUGGAUAGUUAUAUCUCUCGUCUUCUCUAUCGCCGCAGGCUCUCUCACUCUCUACUCUUCCUUCCCCGGAGAACCCAACAAGGACGAAGUGAGAUACGUAAGGGGCGUGGUAUAUGCUUUAUUUGCCGCCCUAAUUUUGUCCAUUACCCUCAGCUCCAUCAAGAACAUAUUCGAAACUGUCAUCUCCAAACGCGACGUAGCCACUCACAGAAACCCUAGCUUUGCCUCCGUUGUCGAGUUGAUCUUCUUCUCCUCCAUCGCCGCCACCGUCGUCUCCUUGGCGGCCGUGUUCAUUUCCGGCGAGCAUCACAUUAUAAAGAGAGAUGUUCGUGUGUUUGGAAAGAAGGCGUACUUCGGUAUAAUGACGGUUCAAGUCUUCGCGUGGCAAAUCUACUGGGUGGGUUUGGCGGGGCUUGUGUUCGCUGUCUCGGACGUGUUCUCGAAUGUGAUCAGCGUCUCUACGUGGCCCAUCGUCUCGGUUUUGACGGUUCUCUUCUUUGAUAUCGACAAGGAUAAGUUUGAUGCUUUCAAAGGAGCCGCCUUGGCUUGGAUUACGAGGUUUGAAACUCCGUUGAAAGAGUGUUGCGGAGGCGUUUGUGGUGCUGUGGACGAGAAAGGUGUGAAGAAUUAUACCUUAUGCGAUGAUCACCCUACUCAAGAAGGAUGGAAUUCGGUUUACGCGGUUUUCGGCAAAAACUAUUAA
Molecule: messenger RNA, 1239 nt
Organism: Camelina sativa (false flax)
Lineage: Eukaryota; Viridiplantae; Streptophyta; Magnoliopsida; Brassicales; Brassicaceae
Source: RefSeq, a predicted model, not a curated record